This is a messenger RNA of Zootoca vivipara (common lizard), 6228 nucleotides long. RefSeq names its product protein tyrosine phosphatase non-receptor type 6 (gene PTPN6). Gene Ontology annotation, biological process: mitotic cell cycle; peptidyl-tyrosine dephosphorylation; cell differentiation. The record is from RefSeq and is a predicted model, not a curated record. Gene Ontology annotation, cellular component: cytoplasm. Lineage: Eukaryota; Metazoa; Chordata; Lepidosauria; Squamata; Lacertidae. Gene Ontology annotation, molecular function: non-membrane spanning protein tyrosine phosphatase activity; phosphotyrosine residue binding.
GUGGGUGCAGCUCCACGGCGGGUGGGUGGCCGCAGCUCCGCAGCAGGUGGGUGGCCGCAGCUGUGCAGCACCCUCCUGGCGGGCGGGCACCCAGCCUGGCCGUAGGGCCGGCCCUGAACCAAUAUCCGAAUGGUCUACUAUCACUUAGGGAUCUCCAGCCUUUUUGAACCACAUUUUGAGAGUGCCAGCCACAAAAUGGCUGCCAUGAUGGGCUUGGCAUAACACAAAACUAUUUUUACAGGGUUGCCAUAUUUCAGAGAGUGAAAAUCCGGACACAAAAGCUUGUUUUGAGGAGGUCAAAGUUGUUGAGCUUUGCAAACAAUUCGAAGUUUCUCACUCUUUUUUUUUUUUAGGAAAUCCACAAAAUAAAUAAAUAAAUUUUCUGGAAAUUCCCCCCCCCAGGUGCUUGAGGGGUGUAUUAUUAUUAUUAUUAUUUGCCCAUGGUGGGGUAUAAAUACAACAACAACAACAACAACAACAACAACAACAACAACAACAACAACAACAACUUAUUACUAUUACUACUGAAGAAGGCCAUAGUACAAUUUUAGCAAAAUGGCAGCAACAUGAUCUCCAACAUUUCUGAUGAAAAAAGGACAUCCUAUUUAAUAAUAAUAAUAAUAAUAAUAAUAAUAAUAAUAAUAAUAAUACACCAUCCACCUGACUGGGUUGCCCCAACAUAUAUAAAAACAUAAUAAAACAUUAAACAUUUAAAAAUGUCCCUAUACAGGGCUGCCUUCAGAUGUCUUCUAAAGGUUGUAUAGUUAUCCCCUUGGCUCGGGAGUCACAUAACUCCAUACCUUCAAACAUUUCUCCAAUGAAAAUAGGGACAUCCUAAGGAAAAGUGGGACAUUCUGGGAUCAAAUCAGAAACCGGGACGGCUGUACUUGGAAAAUAGGGACACUCGGAGGGUCUGCAGCACUUCCACCUUAAAGAGUAACAAUUUUUAAUGGCAUAAGCUUUCUUGGGCUAGAGUCCUGUUCAUCAGAAGCAUCAUGCUCACAUAUCUAUGAAGCCUAUGCAAUGAGGGUUAUUGCUGCUGUUACAACUAAGCUGUUUAUAAAUUUUGUGAAAUAAAUAUAAAUACAUAAUUUCCAGAAAUAACUUCUCUUCUCUGCCUGCCACACACAAUAGCAGCUAAUAGGACUACAAUAGCAUAAGGCAACAGGACUACAAUAGCAACCUUUUGCAGCUGUGGGCCAGUCCACUGUCCCUCAGAUCAUGUGGUGGGUCAGACUAUAUUUUUUGGGGGGGGGGAAAUAUGGAAAAAUUUCUAUGCCCCACAAAUAAAGCAGAGAUGCAUUUUAAAUAAAAGCACACAUUCUACACAUGUAAAAACACACUGAUUCCUGGACCGUCCCUGGGCCGGAUUGAGAAGGCGAUUGGGCCGGAUCCACCCCCGGGCCUUAGGUUGCCUACCCCUGGCAUAAGGUCUUCAUCUGGGUCAUCUUCAUCUUUGACCUAAUUUAUCUAUUUUCCUUGCUCUCUUGUUCUGCGUUCCUCCUCCUCUAUAUAACAAAAAGUGUGUUCACUUAGAAGGAGAAAGUGGUGAUGGUUUUGCUGUUUCUGGUGCAACCCCUCUUAGAUGUGGUCAAGAUCCAGUCUUAAGUAUCUCCAAUCCAUCCGAUGAAGACCUGUGCUUUAUUAAAUCAUUCUGUGGGAAUGAAGGCUUGCUUGCUGCGUUUUUUUGGUCCUGAAAACCCUAUCUAAAGGUUACAGCAAUGUUUGUACACUAAAUAGAGCCCUUGGCUCUCACUCCGAUUAACUGAAACAGCGUUCUUUUCGUCUAUUUGCCAUGCCAUUUUCUGACCAUAUUGGCUGUGUUAUUGAAAAGAUACCAUCCCUUAAAUAAAUGUUGUGCAGGCAGGUUCAGUGUAGACCAGCAAAGAGUCAUAGCAAGGCAAUGUAGUUUUGCAGGACAGCAUCUCUUCAGAAGGAGAUUCUUGCAACAGAAUCACAAGGCCAAGGCGAUUGCACAAUCCACCUGAGCGGUUGCAUGGGGCAGUAAAUAUUUAAAGGUCAAACACACGUAGCUGUUCUGACCUGUUAGAACAGAAUUCACAGAGGUGGGUUGUUUGUUUGUUUUUUUGCUUUCUUUCUAAAGUGUACCUUUAUUAUGGCCAACCAAUAUCCACAACAAAUUUGCUGGCUGGGAUUGGUGGAAGUUUGUAGUCUCUGGAAGUCAAGUCUGCAAAAAAAAAAAAAAAAAAAAAAAGUCCAGAAUUAUAAGGUUUAGCCCUGAGAUCUUGUGUCUUAUAUAUUGUAAUUCUUUUUUAAAAUAAAAAAUGCUCAUUUAGUUUUCAAAAGUUUACAUUUACCAUCAACACUACCUUUAAUUUAUGCGUUGUAUUCCCACCCACCCCACCCUCAAUGGUGUUCUAUGUUUAUCCUUUAAUGCUGCAUAUUUUACCGUAUCUUAUAACACUCCAUAUAUCCAUCCUAAAUUAUUAGCCUUAAUGCUGCUCACAUUUCAAAUCCUGCUCCUGUUUUCGUGCAACUGUGAUAGUUCUUUAGAUGUUCUACAAAAGGUCUCCAAUCCUCAGAUAAUGUUUCACCAUUCUGAUCUCUUAAUUUUUGCUCUUAGCUUUGCCAGUUCCGCAGACUCCAUCUUCCUUCUUUUCUGUUGUAAUUUUAUGUUACUGAGAUCUACGGAUGAAGGACAUGCAAAUUUAAUAAAUAAUAAAAUAAAAAACAAUAAUUUCCCAAAUAGUAACAUACCACACAGUAUGCAUAUAGCCACUUGAUAGGCUCGUUCCCUAUAUCAUCUUGGCAGGCUGUGAGACAAAUCUUACCACACUUCUCCAUCUGAUCACAAAUCUAGGGAAGCAGCCAGAGAGUGGCAAAAUUGUCCCUGCCUCUGGACUGAAUAGUAAGGGCAACCAGCUUACCAAAUGGUUACAUGAGCAUGCUAUGGUAUGCUACGCCUUGACAAACAGCCCUUUGUAUCCAUCCCGUAUCCCGUACCUUUCUUGGGUACCAUUGUUUUCGUAUCAUCCCUGCAUUUGUUGCCAGUGUCUGUUCUCCACAGGUGUCAGCUAUACGUGCAGUCUUGCCCUCACAGCCUCACGAACCCCCCCCCCCCGAAAUAAUGGUGCAGGGGGGAGGAGGGAACGGAAGGAGAGGGCCCCAAAAGGAGAAGCAGAAGUGCAUGCAGAGCAGCUUGCAUGUAUAGGGGCGAUAAGUUAGAUAUGCUUCCUGUUCCUGUAAUAGUGAACGCCAGCUCUUAACUGUGCACUUGCCUCGGUUCGGUCUGUCUGCCCCUACCCACCAACCCAAACAGACAUUGGACACCAUGGAAGCCAGGAGGCCCAGGAAACGUGUGGUGUAGGUGGACAGAGGCAGCGAAGGAACAUUUAAAGUUAGCCAGCCUCACCAAGUAGAUGCGGACUCCUCCUUUAUCGACAUCUUAAAGCGAGUCCCUCCAGUUGUUGCUAUUGUUUUGCUGUUCUUUUGGUUCUGCCUGCUGCCUGCUGACGACAAUGAGGUGGUUCCACCGUGAUCUGAGUGGCAUCGAUGCUGAGGUCUUACUCAAAGCACGAGGAGUUCAUGGCAGUUUUUUGGCUCGCCCUAGUCGGAAAAACAAGGGGGAUUUUUCCCUUUCUGUCAGGAUUGGUGACCAGGUAACUCACAUCCGUAUCCAGAAUACGGGGGACUUUUAUGACCUCUAUGGAGGAGAGAAGUUUGCCACUUUGUCAGAACUGGUUGAAUAUUACACACAGCAGCAGGGAUCCCUGCAAGAUAAAGAUGGGACCAUCAUAGACCUGAGGUAUCCGCUGAACUGCUCUGAUCCAACCACAGAAAGGUGGUACCAUGGUCAUCUUUCUGGCCCAGCUGCUGAGACCUUACUCCAAACUAAGGCUGCGCCAUGGACUUUCUUGGUUCGUGAGAGCCUCAGCAAGCCGGGUGACUUUGUGCUGUCUGUCCUCACCGACCAGCCUAAAUCUGGGGGUGAUGCCAUUGGAGCCGCUAGCACCCCCAAAGAACGACUUAAAGUUACUCAUGUCAAGGUUAUGUGUGAGAAGGGGAAGUACACAAUUGGGGGCACAGAGAGAUUUGGCAGCUUGGCUGACCUGGUGGAGCAUUUUAAGAAAGCAGGAAUUGAAGAGGCGUCUGGAUCCUAUCUGUAUUUGAGACAGCCUUUCAAUGCCACCCGGGUGAAUGCAGCCGACAUCGAGGACAGGGUACAGAUGCUCAACAAGAGAAGCCAAGAGGAAGAGGCUGCCAAAGGAGGAUUCUGGGAGGAGUUUGAUAGCUUGCAGAAACAAGAGACAAAGAACUUGUAUGAUCGGCAUGAGGGCCAAAGACCAGAAAACAAGGGCAAGAACCGCUAUAAGAACAUUUUGCCAUUUGACCACUCUCGAGUCAUCCUCCAAGACAGAGAACCUGGGUCAGAUUAUAUAAAUGCCAACUACAUCAAGAACAAGCUCUUCAGCCCUGAGGAAUGCAGCAAGACUUACAUUGCCAGCCAAGGUUGCCUGGAUGCCACCACCACCGAUUUCUGGCAGAUGGUGUGGCAAGAAAACUCACGAAUCAUUGUGAUGACCACCCGAGAAGUGGAGAAAGGAAGGAACAAAUGUGUCCCUUACUGGCCAGAGGUGGGCAGCAGCAAAGAGUAUGGGCCGUACAUUGUGGAAAACAUCGGAGAACACGAUGCCUUAGAAUAUAAACUCAGACAGCUCUGCCUUUCAUCAGUCCACAGUAGUGAGGUUGUGCGAGACAUCUGGCAUUACCAAUACCUGAGCUGGCCUGACCAUGGAGUGCCCAGCGAGCCUGGAGGAGUUCUGGGGUUUCUUGACCAAGUCAAUCAGAAGCAAGAGAGCAUUCCUGGAGCUGGACCCAUUAUAGUUCAUUGCAGUGCUGGGAUUGGUCGCACCGGGACCAUCAUAGUCAUCGAUAUGAUUGUGGAUUUGAUCUCCAUAAAAGGGUUUGACUGUGAUAUCGACAUCCCAAAGGCCAUUCAGAUGGUUCGCUCCCAGCGCUCAGGCAUGGUGCAGACCGAAGCACAGUACAAGUUCAUCUACAUGGCGAUCUGCCAGUUCAUAGAGACCACUAAGAAGAAGCUGGAUGUUAUGCAGACUACGAAAGGAAAACCAAGUGAAUCUGAAUAUGGGAAUAUAACCUACCCGCCCGCACAGAAGAUGAAGGCUUCACGAAAAUCCUCUAAGCAGAAGGAUGAAGCAACCCUGUAUGAGAAUCUAGGCAAAAAAGAGGAAAAGGGGCAAAAGCAGUGGCCUUCAGGGAAGGAGAAGAAACCAAAGGGCUCCUUGAAGAAAAAAUAAUGCCAUAGAUAAUCUUCCACCUGCCUGGCUCCAUUCACAGCAGACACAACUUGUCUAACCGCGCCCCCCCCCAACUCCUGCUGGGAACUUCCUUCGAAAGGUUUACUGAGCUACAGAGGGUUAGCCCAAGACAUUUGGGUGCCUGAAGUGGGAAAUCCAGAUGGCACCUUUCCAUUCGCCUCCUACUAAUGAUUGCAAUUCUUCCUGCUUCUCCUAUGACCCAACAUACUAAUCCUGUACACCUCUUGGACUCCCCAGUGCACUUGAAAAUUCAUAAGGCUUUCCAGCCUUUACCUUUUCUAAAAGGCAGUUUUCGAAACAUGCCCCGACCACCAUUAAAGUCCAAACCAUAACAAUUAUUGGGGGAGGGUUGUAGGUCAGCGGUAGGACACCUGCUUUGUGUGCAGAAGACCCCAAGUUUAAUCCCUGGCGUCUCCCGGUGGGGCUGGAAGAGACCCCUCUCUGAAUUCCUGGAGACCAACUUCCAGCCAGUGUUGACAAUUCUGAGCUUUGGUGCCCUUACCAUAAUUUUUUUUAUUUUUAGAAUGGAAACAAAACCUACAGUAAGAUGGAAAAUAAUGCUUGUUUUGUACACUUCCACUUUAUUUAUAUUUAGGGGGGGAAUCUACUUUUUCUAACAGCAAAGCCUUUGGUCAGAUCCUCAAAACUACCAUAUAUUCCGGCGUAUAAGACGAUUGGGCGUAUAAGACGACCCCCAACUUUUCCAGUUAAAAUAUAGAGUUUGGGAUAUACUCGCCGUAUAAGAAAUACGACCCGGCGUAUAAGACGACCCCCGACUUUUGAGAAGAUUUCCCUGGGUUAAAAAGUGGUCUUAUACGCAGGAAUAUACAGUAAUACUGUUAUUACGCAAAAUAUCUGUUCUAUAUUUCGUAGAGAUAAGGUAUCCAGCCUGCUUGUUGCAUAGUUGUUCAGUUGCUAUUUUUAACUG